AUGGAACAUUUUUUAACUUCUUAUCUACAUGGUAAUACAUCGAUGGUACGAGUACGUGGAAAUACCUUUGGACCUGAUGAUCCUAACAAUAUGGCAAACAAGUUACCCGAUUGGUUACAAAAGGCAUUGGCUUCUUUAACACUGACAGUUCCUUUCCAGGGUACAACUCAUAGUGACAUUAUCCAAUCUUUGACUAUGGAUCACAUCAAAAUCGACUUUUCAAUGGUGACAAGGGAACCUUUAGUAUCAGGGGAUGCAACAGCUCUUUUACAACUUCCAAGGGAAAUGCAACUUUCUUUAGACGUGACUGAAAUCGAUCCGGAUGUUUAUAUUUAUUUGGAAAAAGACUCUCAAGAACCGUUUGCACAGAUCUCUCCAACUACACCAUGUGCAUCCAAAACCAUCCAUCGUAGCGAAGACAAUACCAUUCCUGAGGAUAUGUUUAUGGUGAAAUCAAGAAUCAACAGGGCACCAUUCAAAGUAUUGAAUGGUCAUGAAAAUGAAUUUGAAAAGUUUUUGGAUCGACUCUAUCAUCAACGCAAUAGUACAGUAUAUCUUCAGGGAACAGCAAAUGCCAAAGUAGAAAGUGAUCUUGGGAAACUAAUGGUACAUGAUUUGAAAUUCAAAGGACAAAUCAAUACAAUAGGAAUGCAAGGCAUGAAGAAUCCACCGCCAAAAGUGACAUCUAUGACGAUUGAAAAAGGAUAUCCUGAUGCAUUACAAUUCAAGACAAGGAUCAUCAUCACCAAUCCUUCUGACAUAGAUAUUAACAUGGGACCUAUUACAUUUGUCUUGUCGUACAAUCAAAUCGAAAUUGGAAAUGUUACCAUUGAAAAUUUGAAUUUAUUGCAUGGUGCAAAUAAUGAAUUUGAUGCCAUUGGAUAUAUUUCUAGUGAACCUACUAAACAUCAUGAUAUUUGUUGGAAACAAGAAGUACAAUUACCAUCUAUUGUGGAAUUUAUUGGCUCUUAUAUAUCUGGCCGGGUAACACAUUUGAAGAUCUUUGGAAAGACAGGGUCAACAAAAUCAAAGUAUUUGGAGUCUCUAAUGAAACGAUUGGAAUUCAUGAUUCAAGUACCAAAGUUUAACAAGAGACCCCUAUUACAAGAUGUCCAAAUGAAUUUACUCUCAUCUACAGUUAUUUUUUGGUUAAGAAAUCCAUUUGAAGAUAUUGAUAUGCGAAUAAUGAAUAUAAAUGGAUCAGCAAGUUAUCAAGUACAAAAGAUUGGUACAAUGUAUGCUAACUUUAUGAAAGAACCUUUAGCUUUACCUCCAGUAUGGUGUGAACAAGACGAAUGUACUGGAUUUGUAGUACAAAGUCCUAAAAUACCAGUGACAAUGAAGAAAUUAGGAUUAGAAGCUAUUUCCAAAGCAUUAGGUGGAAAAAUAGUUAUAGGUGUAGACAGUAUAGUGACAGUGAUGAUCGAUUCUUUUUUAUUGACUGGGUUAGAAUACAAAAGGGAGAAUAUUACUGCCAUUAUUAAAAAAACUUUUUGA
This is a messenger RNA of Halteromyces radiatus, 1497 nucleotides long. RefSeq lists its product as uncharacterized. The record is from RefSeq and is a predicted model, not a curated record. NCBI's taxonomy places the organism in Eukaryota, Fungi, Mucoromycota, Mucoromycetes, Mucorales, Cunninghamellaceae. Gene Ontology annotation, cellular component: fungal-type vacuole membrane. The transcript has 3 exons. Bases 1 to 1497 code for a protein of 498 amino acids.